UACAAAACAAAGCAAAGAAAUAAGUUGUAAUUGCAACAUUUAAAAAAAUCACGAUACAAUUUACUAAAAUUACAAACAUAUUUCGGCUGCAUGUCGUUACUUGUGCUAUUAGAUCUUAGUGCCGCUAUUGACACCAUUGACAACAGCAUACUUUUACAUAGACUUGAAAAUGAUGUUGGUGUUAGUGGAAUAGUAUUGCAAUGGUUUCGUUCAUACCUAUCUAACUGUUUCAAUUUGUAGCAAUAAACAAUGAAGUGUCACGCAAAUCACUAGUCCAGUACGGCGUGCCACAGGGCUCAGUCUUAGGGCCUCUGCUCUUCACACUGUACAUGCUACCUCUAGGAGGUAUAAUUAAGAGACAUGAUACUCAACUCUACAUUUCCUCGAGGCCUCACAAAACACAGCAGUUUUGGAAUGCAUAGUUGAUAUAAAAACUGGAUGAGUAGCAUCUUUUUAUUGUUGGACAAAACAGAAGUGUUACUUACUGGACCGAAAAGUGCAAUACGCAACCACCAAGAAUACUACUUAACUAUUGACGGACGCUCAAUGAAACCCUCGUCGUCAGCUAGGAAUCUGGGCAUUUUAUUUGAUAGUAAUCUGUCAUUUUAAAACCAUGUUGCCAACACCUGCAAAACCUCGUUUUUCAUCUUAAGAAUUUAUCUAAAUUACGUCACAGGCUGUCACUAUUAAAUGCAGAAAAGUUAAUUCACACAUUUGUGAUGUCAAGACUAGAUUAUUGUAAUGCACUGUUAGGCGGUUGCCCUGUAGGUUUAUUACAAAAACUCCAACUAGAUCAAAACACGGCAGCUAGAGUUCUUACACGAACAAAAAUGUAUGAGCAUAUUAGCCCAGUCCUGUCAACAUUGCACUGGUUACCUAUUAAGCAACGUAUUCAAUUUUAAAUCUUACUGACUACCUAUAAGAUCCUGCACGGUUUAGCUCCACAGUACCUGAGUGAGCUUCUACUACUAUACAGUCCCUCAUGUUCACUACAUUCUUUGGGCUCUGGACAGUUGGUAAUACCUAUAGUUUAAAAAUCAAGUACAUUUAUACAUAUAAGUGCAGGUGGUAGAUCCUUUUUCUACUUAGCGCCCAAACUCUGGAACAGUCUUCCGAAUAGUGUGCGGGAGGCAGACACACUCCGCCAGUUUAAAUCAAGAUUAAAGACGCAUCUCUUCAACCUUGCGUACACAACACUUCAAUAAUACAAAUCCUCUAAGGGAUUAUUAGGCUGCAUUAUUUAGAUCAACUGAAACCAGGAACACUUCCUAUAAAACUGAUGCACUUGUAGAAUGGUAUUCUGCUAUCAGUUUUCUUUUAUCACUGUUCUGAGGUCCAUAACCAGUCCAGAUGGUGUAGCUGAAAGAGGGAGGUGGCCCUGACAUGUCCCCACUAUACAACAAAAUUGCAACUGCAAUUAGCUAUUAGAAUAUUAAGAUAAUAUUAAAUCUAUCAUCUGCCUCUUUUAUUUCUUUUUGGGGGGGUUAUUUAGCCUAUUUGUGCUAGCACUGUCGAGCUUGUAGAGAUGUAGCAGUAGUGCCAGAGGAGAACUGGUUCCCCUGGCUGGGCCUGGGUUCUCCCAAGGUUUUUUUUUCUCCAUUGUAGUUUUGGGUUCCUCGCCACUGUUUGUACGCUGUCUGCACUUGUUUUGCUGGCCGGGGGCUGCUGCAGUGUUUCCCCUACCAUUACCUUAGGGGGGCGCCCCGCCCCUCCAACGGCACCUCCCGCCCACCUUGAAGGUCAUGUUAAUUAAAUUUUUUAUGUAGCGUUAGAUCACAAGAGAAGUAAUUUAAGGUUACCUUUCCUAUAUAACAUGUCUAUACCUUGUUCUCGUACUAAACAAACUAAAUAGCAUUAUGUAAUUAUCUUAUUUACAUGGCGGCAUGUCAUUUCUGUUUCUACGUGGUCGCGCCUUUACAAUUUUCCUCUGCUCUCUGUAUCGAGUUCCGACCUGAUUCGCACGCACACACACACACACACACACACACACACACACACACACACACAGACACAUGCGCGCACAUACACAGGUAAGCACACUUUCACCAGUGGACAGAGAGCGGACAGAGAAAUACUGUAUGUCGCGUCAACCACCUGAAAAGCAGAUCAAAAUUUGGGUUUUUAAACGCUCCCAGGGUGGUGAAAAUACGCAUGCCCUGCCCCUGACAAGCAACAGUCCAGUAAACCGGAUGACAGGUUUUCACCCAGCUUAUCCUUCGUUCCAUCCGGAUCGCAAGACACAAUGAACCAUUAAAAAAUCAGACUAUUUCUGUGGUUUAAAUUGAGCAGCGGCGCGCGUCUACAUAACUGAGAUGUACACAUCACGCGCACUCAGGGACAUUUAUGUUGAUUAUAUUUUGCCGCUAUAUCCUCUAAUAUCUUUAUUUAGCGCCAAACGUGCUUCAUUUUAACAUCGCAUAUAAAGACCUGCAGACACCAAGAGUAGAUAAAUAAAUGGACACUUUUUCUGUAACGCUUAAGUAAACGAAAAUGCAGCAGUAAUAAAGAAUUUUUAGCUGUCAGUCAAGUUUACUGUUUGCUAUAUAGGUUUGUGACAGAUUAUAAAACAUAGCGUCUUGUAUAUAGCAUUUAUGAUAUUAAUAGCAUAAAUAAUCAGCAUGUUAAAAGCAUUUCAUUGUGAAUCAUGUUUUAAUUGGAAAGAAUAUUUAGAAUCAGUUCUAGUAUGAAUGGCAUGGAAAGGCUGUUAGUAACUUUGUAAGUACUCCUGCUCAUUAUAUAUUUAUUUCAGUUGUGUGAGGUGCCGGUGGACCGGCCCUCUUCAGUCGGCGGAAGGGGUGGGAUCUCUUGUACGGAGAAUUCGAGACAACUGGGAAGGACUUUAAAAGGGGGGAGCUUCCCGAAGAGAGGAGAGCAUUUUGUCUGUUGCCCCUUUGUCUGGCUUGUGUUUUGUUUAGUUACUUUCGCGUGCAGUAUUGUUUGUUUGGGAGGUUUCGAGUACAAUUGUUUGGUGAGUAAGUAGUAUAUUUUUCGAUUGGUAUUACGAUUGAAAAGUUUAGAGGAAAUAUUUGUAGAAUUUUGUGUCCGUUGUUUGUUUGUUGGAAUUUACGUCAAGUUCAACGAAUGGUGAGCUAUAACUGAAUUUAAUACUCAUUGAAUAAGCUUAUAGGAAUUUAUCAGUGUUUAUUCGGGUUUGUUAGGUUUUGAUAAUUUGUAGGGAUAACAGAAAUGUAAGUCAUGACUUCCAAUAUUGAAGAGUUUAUUCGAAAUCCAUCGGAGGAUCUUUUAAGUGAGUGUUCGAAAGAUCAGUUGUUAGCGCUAGCAAGCCAUUAUCAUGUUGGUCUUUCUGUUGCUGAUAAACGAUUAAAGGAAAGUUUAAAAUCAAUUUUGAUAUCCGCUUUAGUAGACCAGAAGGUUCUUAAAUCAGAACCAACAACAUCUAUAUCUCAGGGUAGCAGGAUGUCUUUGACUUUCGAGCAACAGAAAGAAUUACUUUUGUUAGAGAUGAAGUCUAAGGAAAAGAUUGAGGAGAAAAAAAUAGAGGCUAAAUAUGAUAUUGAAAAUAAGAGGUUAGAUCUUGAGCGUUAUAAACUGGAUUUGAUUAAUGAAGGGAAAAUUUCAAAAGAAGCCAAAAGAUUAUCUAUUGAAGGUAGUGAACAUGAGUGUAUAGAUUUUGAUGUGGCUACGAAUUUAAGAUUGGUGCCUAAAUUUGACGAACGGGAAAUUGAAACGUUUUUCUCUUUGUUUGAGCGACUAGCUAAUGCUACGGGUUGGUUGGAUUCAGCGCGCAACUUGUUAUUGCAGUGUGUUCUCAUGGGGAGAGCUCAGGAGGUUUUUUCCUCUUUAAAUGAUCAGCAUUCGGGAAAUUAUGAAUGCGUGAAAGCAACUAUUUUGAAGGCUUAUGAAUUGGUGCCAGAGGCAUAUAGACAGCGGUUAAGAGGUUGGCAAAAAACGGAGAGGCAAACAUGUGUGGAAUUUGUGAGAGAAAUUCAAACCCAUUUUAAUCGCUGGUGUUCUGCCUCUGACAUUAAAACUUUUGAUGAAUUAAAAGAGCUGAUAGUAUUAGAACAAUUUAAGAACUCAAUACCAGCUCGUACUGCUACUUUUGUGGCUGAAGGAACAUCUCGUACAGCUUAUGCAAUCUUAGCCGAUGAAUAUGCGUUAAUUCACAAAAACCAGUUUGGACAAAGAAUUGUCAGAGAAGUUGGACGAGAAAACGAUUGGGUUGUAAGUGAUAAAAAUAUGGAUAGUUCCAGCUUCUCUAGGGGGAAAAAUUUGCUCCAAGGUGGGAAAAGUGAAUUGACAGAUGUUUGUCAUUACUGCCAGGGUAAGGGCCAUUGGAAAAAUAAUUGUCCAAUGUUGAAAGCUAAAGCUCAUUAUCUGGGAGGUAAUGAAAGGACCAAAAGCUCUGCUUUUGGAGCAAAGCCUGUAGGAUUGAUUACAUCUGUUCAAUCAUCAGGUGAAAGGACUGUAGAAGAUGAUGGUAAAACUGUGGACUCUAGUUUUUUCCCUUUUGUGAUAGAAGGUUAUGUUUCAUUAAGAGACUCUAAAGAAAGAAGACUAGUAAAAAUCCUUUGA
Triplophysa rosa is the source of this 4536-nucleotide messenger RNA. RefSeq lists its product as uncharacterized. Lineage: Eukaryota; Metazoa; Chordata; Actinopteri; Cypriniformes; Nemacheilidae. The transcript has 2 exons. The record is from RefSeq and is a predicted model, not a curated record. Gene Ontology annotation, molecular function: nucleic acid binding; zinc ion binding. The coding region runs from base 3196 to 4536 and encodes 446 amino acids.